CUCUCCCUUGCAGGAGGAGGGCGUUUUUUUUCUUUCUCUCUCCUCUGCAUCGUCUUCCACUCUCUCAGACGCGUAUUUCGACUCGCCCUUGAAGACGCUGGAAAUGGUGUCUCCUCCGUUUUGUUAGGGUCGCUCUGUUGGAGUUGUUUCUGAUGAACCGUAAGUGCACCAUGCUGCUGUUGGCUCUCCAGCUGUACCUCGGUCUCAUUUGUGCGCAGGGACAACUUGACCAACCGCAGUUUGAGGAUGAUGUGGACCUGACAGACUUCGAUUUGGACAUUGCACCACGUAGAGUCCCUCGGCAGGUCAAAAACAUAUUGGCAAAGGAGAUCAAGCCUCUCAUACAGGAGCUCUCCAUCAAGACCACCAUCAUCUCCCGCUAUGCCUUCACGGCGGUGUACUGCGCCAUGCUCAACCGCCAUUCGGCCGCUUCUGAGGGGGUCUUCCAGUUUCAGCUCCCGGCCGGGGCAUACGUCUCCAACUUCACCAUGAUCGUGGGAGGGCGUGUCUACCAGAGCGAGGUCAGGCCAAAGCAAAAGAGGGUCAAACAGGAGAACGGCAAACCCAAGAACAAAGGGUCAAGUGAUGCAAGUCCAGAACCUGAGGUGGAGGUGUUCAGAAUGGCCGUUAGCAUACCGGGCAGGAACCGGGCCAUCUUUCUGUUGACAUACGAAGAGCUUCUGCAGCGCCGGCUGGGGCGCUACGAGCAGGUGACCAGCCUGAGACCCCUGCAGCUGGUCAGCCGGCUCACUCUGGACGUGACUAUUGUGGACCACUCGCCCAUCCUGGACCUGGAGGUGCUGCCGCUCCGCAACGGCAAAAGCAGUGGCUCUUUCAGCACGGCAUCGGGUCUUAAAGCGUCCAAGACACCAGCCAAGCCCGAGCUUCCCAUCACCACUGUUGUCAAAAACGAAAAAAACGUCUGGAAGAUCACCUUCAGCCCAAACAUCGUCCAACAAGCCAAGAUCACCACCAGCGGCAUCCUGGGAGACUUUGUGAUCCGCUACGAUGUCCAGAGAGACAUGGGAAUCGGAGACAUCCAGGUUUUGAACGGACACUUCGUCCACUACUUUGCCCCCAAAGACCUGCCUGCUGUGCCCAAGAAUGUGGUGUUUGUGAUCGACACCAGCGCUUCCAUGUUGGGCACGAAGAUCAGACAGACCAAAGAUGCUCUCUUCACCAUCCUGAAGGAUCUGCGACCCGGCGACCGUUUUAACUUCAUCAGCUUCUCCAAUAGGAUCAAAGUCUGGCAGCCAAAUCGUCUCGUGCCAGUGACACCGCUGAAUAUCAGAGACGCCAAGAAGUUUAUUUACAUGCUGAUGCCAACUGGAGGCACAAACAUCGACGAUGCCAUCCAGACUGGCUCCACUUUGCUUCGCGAGUACCUCUCGGGCUCUGACGGCAGCCCCAACAGCGUCUCGCUCAUCAUUUUCCUGACGGACGGACGGCCCACGGUCGGAGAGAUCCAGUCCCAUUCCAUCCUGGGGAACGCUCGCUCAGCCGUGCAGGAGAAGUUCUGCAUCUUCACGAUCGGGAUUGGCAACGACGUGGACUACCGGCUGCUGGAGCGCAUGGCUCUGGAUAACUGUGGGAUGAUGAGGCGAAUCCAUGAGGAUGCUGACGCCAGCGGCAUGCUUAAAGGAUUCUACGAUGAGAUAGGAACUCCUCUGCUGUCUGACAUAAGGAUCAACUACACGGAGAACUCCGUCAGUUACGUCACUCAGAAUCUGUUCUCCAACUACUUCAAUGGCUCGGAAAUCGUCAUCGCUGGAAAGCUCACAAACCAAAGCGCCGAGUCCCUCCACGUCCAGGUUACCGCCAGCAACAACGACAGGAGCAUCGUCCUGGAAAGCGACGUGCCUCUACGCCGCCGGCAGGUAGAGACCGAGAAGCACGUGAAAGCCGCGACCGCCGCCAUGGCCGCCGGAAGCAAGACCCCGGCGUCGUCGGCGGCACAGGGAUUGGGAAUCCCUCUGGGCUCCAUUGCGGAAGACUUCGUGGAACGCGUCUGGGGGUUCCUCAGCGUCAAGGAAGGGCUACGGUCGCGACUGCGAAGCCAGACCAGCAAAGAGCGAGACGGUCACACCCAACAGGCCACCAACCUGUCUCUGACGUACAACUUCCUCACCCCACUUACCAACAUGGUGGUGGAGAAGCCCGAAGUCCUGGCCGAUGGCACUAUGGCGCCAGCGCCCACCAUUCCACCGGCAGCUGCCCAAGCUGCCCAGCCUGCUAACGAUCUGCCGGGGGAAAUGGACUAUGAAAAGCCACGGACACUGGACAGGAAACUCGGCAGUCAGACUUCACCUGUGAGCAACAACAUAGGGAACGUUGGAAGAAGACCUGUCAAGAAAUCCAUCACCAUCUCCAAAACUUCAGCUGAUGGUGACCCCCACUUUGUGGUGGAAUUCCCGCUCAGUAAACUAACCGUGUGCUUUAACAUCAACGGUGAGCCUGGGCAUGUUCUUCGCCUGGUCUCCGACCACAAAUAUUCUGGUGUGACUGUCAAUGGAAAGCUAGUUGGUGCUCCAGCUCCACCAGGAAGCCACAAGCAGCAGCGCACCUACUUCAGCACCAUCACAAUUGUGGCGGACCACCCCAAGCGCGCCUACAUCGAAGUGACCCCUAAGAAAGUCAUCCUGGACGGACGGGACCGCAUCGUCCUGCCCUGCCACUCCACGGUGACUGUGGACAGCGGCGUGCUGGCCGUGGCUAUCGUGGGAAACUCCAACGUGACUGUGUCGGUGGGGGGGAACAUCAGCUUUGUCAUCUUGCUGCAUCAGUAUAAGAACCCAGCUCCCUACCAGAGAGACCAUUUGGGGUUCUACAUCGCCAACAGCAAGGGGCUGUCUCACAACUGCCAUGGUUUGCUAGGCCAGUUCCUGCAUGAGGAAGUGGGAUUGGCAGAGCUUCCUGCAGAGGGACACACGAAGCCCUCCCAGGUUCUGAAGGUGAAGAACCGCUCAGUGCCGGUGGUUCACAAAAGCCGGAAGAUCUACAGUGGAACACAGAGUGUGGACUGUUGGUUCGCUCGAAACAACGCUGCUAAGCUGAUAGACGGACAGUAUGAGGACUACUUGAUGUCACAUAUGUUCGACACAGGAGACAGCUCACAAGGCACAAACAGACUCUGAAGGCUGUUGGGAAUUCCAGUGCCAACAUCUCAUUAUUUGAAUUAACUCCUUUCAUAAACAGUUAUCACAUCCCAGCAGACUAAAAUAGCCGAAAACUACAGUUUUCUUUCCUUCACAGGUCGCUUUUGAACAUAUUUUUAUAUUUCUAAUUGAUUUUUAAUGUUUUAAUGAUAUAUUCUUUAAUAUUUCCACACUUGUAGAU
Menidia menidia (Atlantic silverside) is the source of this 3336-nucleotide messenger RNA. Lineage: Eukaryota; Metazoa; Chordata; Actinopteri; Atheriniformes; Atherinopsidae. The record is from the annotation of a GenBank genome assembly.